Messenger RNA from Penicillium paradoxum, 2511 nucleotides. RefSeq names its product cysteine--tRNA ligase. The transcript is spliced from 2 exons. Gene Ontology annotation, biological process: cysteinyl-tRNA aminoacylation. The record is from RefSeq and is a predicted model, not a curated record. Gene Ontology annotation, cellular component: cytoplasm. Lineage: Eukaryota; Fungi; Ascomycota; Eurotiomycetes; Eurotiales; Aspergillaceae. Gene Ontology annotation, molecular function: cysteine-tRNA ligase activity; ATP binding. Bases 1 to 2511 code for a protein of 836 amino acids.
AUGCUUUCCCCCCGCCUCUCACUUCUCUCCUUUCCUUUCUCUUCGCCGUCCAAACAGCGGUUACUAUUGUCGGUCGCUUCUUUCAGGUCCAUGUCUUCUCGCCAGCAGCCGCCAUGGCGGCAACCGGCUUCCAGCCCGGAUGCGCAGCUCCCUGCGUUGAAGGUUUGGAACUCGUUGACCAAGUCUAAGACUCCCUUCGUCCCGAUCGAUCCUGCAGGAAAGAAAGUCGUUUGGUACGCGUGCGGACCAACUGUUUACGACGAUGCGCAUCUCGGACACGCCCGCAACUAUGUUAGCACCGAUAUCAUUCGGCGAAUUAUGCGCGACUACUUCAAGUUCGAUGUCAACUUUGUUAUGAACAUUACAGAUGUGGAUGAUAAGAUCAUUCUCCGUGCCAGACAACAACACCUGUUCAAUGAAUUCGUCGCGAUCAACCCUACUAUUACCCCGGAGGUCCUCGACACUGUUAAUAAGGCUUUCAUCGCCUACCUGAAGAAGAACCUCCCCUUGCUCGACUCCGAACUUCCUGCAUCGAAGUACCAUGAUGAGGUCGGAAAAACAUACGCGACUAUCUUGAACGGCGGAGCUUUGCCAGGAAACGAGAAGGCUGGUGAUGAUGAGGCCAAGGUCAAAAUGCACAUCAAGACGGCUGCAUCGGCCGCCAAAGUUAUCGCGCAGGCAGAAACCCGUGAUAGCUCAAGCGCCGAUCCUGCUCUCUUUGCUGAGUUGUUCUACUCGAGCGCUCAAGAUCUUAUCCUGCCUUACCUCGAUGCCCUGAAGGGUGCACUCGUUGAUGCGGGUGAUCACAGCAUCUUCACAAAGUUGACUAAGAGAUAUGAGGAACGGUUCACCAAGGAUAUGCGGGAUUUGAACGUCCUUGACCCCACAGAGUUGACUCGUGUGACGGAAUAUGGCGAUGAGAUUGCGGCUUUCGUGGAGCGCAUUGUCAAGAACAACUUUGGAUACGCCACAGAGGAUGGAUCGGUCUACUUCGAUAUCAAUGCCUUCGAGGCUGCGGGCCACCCCUACGCUCGACUUGAGCCGUGGAGUCGGUCAGACAAUAAGUUGGCUGCAGAGGGCGAAGGCUCUCUGGCUAGCAAAACCACAGAGAAGCGUGGUGCUUCCGAUUUCGCUCUCUGGAAGUCCUCGAAGCCAGGCGAGCCAAGCUGGUCCAGCACUUGGGGCAAGGGCCGCCCUGGAUGGCACAUUGAGUGCUCAGCUAUGGCAUCAGCUCGACUGGGUAAGCAGAUGGAUAUCCACUCUGGUGGUAUCGAUCUCGCUUUCCCCCAUCACGAUAAUGAACUGGCUCAGAGUGAAGCUUAUUGGCACAAUAGCCAAGACCAUGGCCACGACCACGGCCACGACCAAUGGGUCAACUACUUCCUGCACAUGGGACACCUGUCCAUCCAAGGAUCCAAGAUGUCCAAGUCGCUGAAGAACUUCACUACCAUCCGCGAAGCGCUCGACCGGAAAGACUGGUCGCCCAGAAGUCUGCGCAUUGUCUUCCUCCUGGGUGGUUGGAAGGACGGCGUUGAGAUCACAGAAGAUCUGGUAAACACCGGUAGCUCUUGGGAGGAAAAGGUGAACAACUUCUUCCUCAAGGUGAAUGAUCCUACAGCUCUCCAGUCGUCGGGCACCGACACCACCUUUGCUGCUGAUCUGGAAGCGGCCAAGAAGGCCGUCUAUGACCAACUCUGCGACUCUUUCAACACCCCCGCCGUCAUGGCAACAAUUUCCGAACUUAUCUCCAAGUUCAACAUUGUUGACAAGGCUACCGUGCCCCCUCAAGAUGUUCAGGCUGCAGGCCAAUGGGUGACCUCUCUGGUCAACAUAUUCGGUCUCAACGGCACCGCCUCUGCCGACAGCACUGAAAUAGGUUGGUCUGGCAUUGACAUUCCCGAGGAGGCCAAGGCCUACUUGUACCCGUUGUCAGCUAUGCGUGACACCCUCCGCGAAGCCGCCCGGUCCAAGGCUGGAAUCUCUGCCAAGGAUAUUGAGGCUGCCGUUGCCCAAGCAUCAGCACCCCAGGAAGCUGAUGAGUCUGCCAAGCCAUGGGCGGAGCUCUUCUCCAACUUCCGCGCCAAGGUCGUGUCUUUGGAAUCCUCCGAAUCUAUUGGCAAGGACAUCCUGUCCCUGUGCGACCGGGUGCGAGACAUCGACCUCUUCGAUGUCGGCAUCGCUCUCGAGGAUCGUGAGAACCAGCCCGCCCUGGUCCGUCCCGUCACCCAAGAGAUGCUCAAGGCACGGGAAGAGAAGGAAGCCCGUGCUCUCCAGAAACAGGCCGACAAGCUCAAGAAGGAGCAGGAGGCUCUCAAGAAGCUGGAAAAGGGCAAGCUGAGCCACCUGGAGAUGUUCCGCACCAAUGAAUACAGCACCUGGGAUGAAGAAGGCAUGCCUACUCGUGAUGCUGCCGGCGAGGAGAUUACCAAGAGCCGAGCCAAGAAGCUCCGCAAAGACUGGGAACGCCAGAAGAAGGCCCACGAGGCGUGGUUGGCCGCUCAAGCUAAAUAA